AUGUCAUUGAAGAAAGGCGCAAACCAAUCACUAGAGGAACGCAUCAAGGCUUUUGCACAGCGCAUCAACACACUCGAAAAGAACUCUGGCAGUCUUAGCAAUUCCAUGGAAAGAAAGAAUGUCAGAUCUCAGCUUCUUAAUUUGAAGAAACUCGAUCAAGAUCUCGCAAAAGAAUUCAACACAUACAAUAAACCAGACAAGGAAGCUCUCGAAGCUCAUUACAAGGAAGUAAAGGACAAAUACAUGAAACUUAAUCAAGAGCUCGAGCAAGAAUGCGUCAGAUACGAGGAAGAAGAAAAGAAGAAGCAAGCUGAAAGAGAAGAAAGAGAUCGCCAGGACGCAGAAGCAAGACAGAAACAACAACAAAUGUCAGAAUUAGAUCAGGAGACAGCAGAAAUCAAUUUCGUGGAUAACCAAGUUAAAGAUAUCCUUGAGGAUGAAAAGGCAUUGAACGAAGCCACCGAACUUCUUAAUACUCGUAUUCAAGAACAGCAUGAGGUUGUUGUUCGUGUUGAUAAUACAGUUGAAGAAGCUAAGACUGAAAUGGAAGAAGGCAACAAAGAGUUGAACGAAGCUCAGAAGUUGCAACCAAAAUGCCGUAUUUGCUAA
Trichomonas vaginalis G3 is the source of this 609-nucleotide messenger RNA. Its product is annotated as syntaxin-16 family. The record is from RefSeq and is a predicted model, not a curated record. Lineage: Eukaryota; Parabasalia; Trichomonadida; Trichomonadidae. The coding region runs from base 1 to 609 and encodes 202 amino acids. The transcript has a single exon.